Messenger RNA from Gamsiella multidivaricata, 2070 nucleotides. RefSeq lists its product as uncharacterized. The coding region runs from base 1 to 2070 and encodes 689 amino acids. Gene Ontology annotation, molecular function: zinc ion binding; DNA-binding transcription factor activity, RNA polymerase II-specific. Gene Ontology annotation, biological process: regulation of DNA-templated transcription. The record is from RefSeq and is a predicted model, not a curated record. The transcript has a single exon. Lineage: Eukaryota; Fungi; Mortierellomycota; Mortierellomycetes; Mortierellales; Mortierellaceae.
AUGACAUCCACAGCAAGCUUUUCCCUUUCCGAGCCUCAGCCUUACGACUCGCUUCCAGUAAUGAACGAUCUCGAUGCCGCCAUGGCAGUGUUCGAUGAUUUUCGAUACAGCAUCCCAUCAGAAUAUAGUUCACCAGAACAAGACCUCUCCAGUCCAAUGUUCUCUUCAGCAUCUUCCUCACCAGACGGCCGGCUUAAUGAGGUCGACGCGUUCUCUAUGGAUUUUUUUGCCCAGCAUGACCUCAACUUUGGGUCGUCUGAAGCCGCAUCACAUCUCAAUAUGCUCUCCGGCCCUGGUCCAUCGGCAGGGCCUGACUCGAUGAAGUUGGAAAACGGACCAUCAUUCGAUGACCCCUCCCUUUCCACAACCAAGCCCGAGAUGAAGUCGCACACUGAGUCCCGUUUGUCCUCGGUUAAGCCAGUACCCAAGCCGCUGAAUCUGGACCUAGCCGCGUCCAUGUCCAUGACAACGACGGAUUCCCCAUCGCCUACGCAGUCUGCCUCGCCCUUUUCGUCCAUCCCUUCUUCACCUACAUCCCCUUCGUACGAAGAUGCUCCUACGCCCGUAGUGGCCUGUAGUAAUUGCAAGCGGUCCCACGUCAAGUGCGACCACGGACGUCCCUGCCUGACCUGCCUCAAGCAUCCGUUGAAAGCUGCUACUUGCCGCGACGCCGUCCCCAAAACAAGAGGACGUCCAAAGGGUGGCAGCAAAGCAGCGGCGGUCGAUGCCAUGGUCGCGGCCAUGAUGCAGCAGCACCCGGGCUUCCCGCCAUACGCAACUGGUCCAUUCCUCCAUCUCCAUGGUCAGCCAGACCAACCUCUCCCUCAGGGGUUGGGCCGCCAGCGUGCCAUGUCCUUCCCGCACAUCUCGCCUUUUGCCAUGCAACAAGAGCAGCUGCAACACCAGGAGAUGCUGAUGCGUCAGCAUGAGCACCGUCCUCAGUACCAUCAACGUGCGGUAUCUAACGGCCAUAUCCCAAUGCAUGGUCCUGCGGUUGAAUUUCGUCAAGCCGUCCAACCUGCGUGGGGUGCUCCUGCUCCUGGUGUUCCUGAAAUGGGACCCAUUGCCGAAAUACCAUCGGCUCCCGCACAUCCUUCGGUCGCGUACACCUCUCCUGCCUUGGAUGCCUACGAGCUCCAGCAGCUUCAGCGCCACCGCCAAGAGGUCCAGCAGCUGAUGGAGCAGGGAAAAAACUCCCUUCCAUCACCCGUCUCCCAGCCCUCCACGCCGGUGACUCCGCACGAUAUGGGAAUGACUCGAUCUAUGAGCGACCAUUUUGGAGGUGCUCGGGCUCCUGUUCGGCAUCUUCGCAGCGAGCAUCACCAUCCGUUCAUGCAGCAGCAUCCACAGCGUCGUCAGAGACCGCACCUGGGCCAGCACCUCACCCUCAUGAUUCCAAGCACUCCACACGGCACCCGAAGAGUCGUCUCUGCGGGACCCAGCCCUGUCUCUGCCACCUUCCCGGUCUCCCCGGCGGCCUUCCCAGCAUCGCCCACAGCGAUGCUCUCGCCCCCAGCAUCGCUUCAUUCUCCAACUCAGGCGUACCACCAUCAUCGCCAUCACUCCCAUCACUCGGUCCAUCUUCAGCAGCCACCGCUGUCACCCAUGGCCCAUGGCCCUGUCGCUCAUGGCGAUGGUACCAGCCUGGAGAGCCAGCACAUGGCGCAUCUGCUGCUCCAGGAGCUCGAGAUCAAGCACGACCUCGAAAUGUAUGAGCAGCAAGGGUACCAGAAGCAACAAGAGCUCGCUCGCAUCAACAUGCAGAAGAUGAAGUUGCAGCAACAGCAACAGCAUUUCCUGCUCGAGCAGCAGCAACACGGUCCUAUUUGUGCCCAGACCCAGCAGCAGCACCAGCUGGCGCUCGAGCGGUUCGCACAGCUGCAACAGCAGCAGUACCAGCAGCACCAGGCUGCUUUCCAGCAUGAACAUCAAGGCCGAGUCCGGUUCCAUCGCAGACCAUCUCUGCAGAUUGGAUUGACGACCCCAGGCAUGUCACCAAUGGCGCUAACCAGUGCUUCGGGCCCGCUGUCGACCGUUCAUGACGAAGAGAUGGUCGGCAUCGAGGGGUAG